This is a messenger RNA of Wasmannia auropunctata (little fire ant), 1257 nucleotides long. It is a transcript of the gene Hey, whose product is annotated as hairy/enhancer-of-split related with YRPW motif protein 1-like. Gene Ontology annotation, biological process: regulation of neurogenesis; anterior/posterior pattern specification; regulation of transcription by RNA polymerase II. The record is from RefSeq and is a predicted model, not a curated record. Lineage: Eukaryota; Metazoa; Arthropoda; Insecta; Hymenoptera; Formicidae. Gene Ontology annotation, molecular function: DNA-binding transcription factor activity, RNA polymerase II-specific; RNA polymerase II cis-regulatory region sequence-specific DNA binding; protein dimerization activity. Gene Ontology annotation, cellular component: nucleus. The transcript is spliced from 3 exons. The coding region runs from base 1 to 1257 and encodes 418 amino acids.
AUGUGGCGGGUGGUGGUCGCGCGCUCCGACGACAACAGCACCCUGCUGUCCUCCGAGAUCACUUCCGGCGCGGUCGCGCCCGGUCACCUGUCGACGCUACCGGCGCCGUCGGGUCAUCAUUGGGGCUACCCGCCGCCGCCGCCGCCGCAUCAUCCGCCGUAUCAGCCGCCGCCGCCGCCGCCGCCGCAGCACCCGGACAUGCGUCAUCAUCACGACAUGCGUCCGCCCGCCACCCACGGCGAGCUGCGACACGCCAUCGCGGCGGUACCUGGCGACCUCAGGGGUCAGGAAUUACGGCACGAGAUGCAGAGGCAUCCGGAGGUGCAGAGGCAUCAGGAGCUGUCCAGGCACGACAUCGCCAGGCAUCAGGACAUAUCGGGCAUGAGACCGGAGAUGACGGAACUGCGCUCCAGUCAUGAGUUCUUGGAGCUGAAGAUCGACACGGAAUUGAGGAGUCAAGAUAACGGCCAGCAACAGCAACAGCAGCAAGCGCAACAACAGCAACAGCAACAGCAGCAGCAGCAGCAGCAGCAACAGUCGCAAAGUCAAGGGCACCAGCAGAGGAAUCUGAAGAGAACUAUGAGCGAUUCGGACUGCGACGAUGUAUUUUCGGAGGAGAGCGGCAAAGAGCCAUGCAACUCGCCCGGCGGAGACUCAUGUCAACACGCGUCGCGGAAACGCAGGAGGGGGAUGAUCGAGAAGAAGCGGCGCGACAGGAUCAACGCGUCCCUCGGUGAGCUCAGGAGAUUGGUCCCGGCAGCGGCGAGAGAUCCUCACAGCGGCAAGCUCGAGAAGGCCGAGAUUCUGCAGCUCACCGUCGAGCAUCUGCGCACGCUUCGCAGCAAGGGGCCAGAGGGCUACGACAGCACGAAGCUGGCCAUGGAUUACCACGCGGUAGGCUGGGGCGAGUGCGCAGCCGAGGUCGGCCGCUACCUGGUGACCAUGGAGGGUCUGGACGAGAGGGAUCCCCUUCGGCUGCGCCUGCUGUCGCACCUGCAGAGCUUCCACCGCGAGCAUCCGCCGUCGGCCGUGCCGUCGGCGGUGCCGCCGGCGUCCACGACGUUAACGUCUACCUCCACUGCCAGCAGCUACGAGCCACCGCCGAGCACCAUCUCCGCCGGAAUGCCGCCCGGUCCGGGCGCCAUGCCGCCGCUCCUCGGCGGCGGCGCCCUCGGCUGGGGCCAGUACCCCGGCCAGUAUCCCCAGCAGCAGCACGGGAAGCCCUACCGACCCUGGGGCGCGGAACUGGCGUACUGA